Saccostrea echinata is the source of this 1496-nucleotide messenger RNA. RefSeq names its product inactive pancreatic lipase-related protein 1-like. Lineage: Eukaryota; Metazoa; Mollusca; Bivalvia; Ostreida; Ostreidae. The coding region runs from base 27 to 1457 and encodes 476 amino acids. The record is from RefSeq and is a predicted model, not a curated record. The transcript has 9 exons. Gene Ontology annotation, molecular function: triacylglycerol lipase activity; protein binding. Gene Ontology annotation, biological process: lipid metabolic process.
GUUUGUUCCAUCGACUUGUUCCUGCUAUGAAAUCGAUCAGCUUCUGCUGCCUCUUUCUCGUGACGUCAUCUUUUGCUUCCGUUGAAAAACGGAACACCGUCUGCUACCAAACAUUCGGCUGCUUCUCUUCAGAUGGUCUUCUCAAAGCUCCCCAAAGCCCCUCAGUUGUAAAUACGUACUAUAGACUGUAUGUGCGAGGACAUUCAUCCCAUAUUAAUGAAAUUGGAGGACCUUCUUGGCAGUCUGAGGUAACCCCCUUUACUCAACAUGUCAGCGCGACCAGAAAAACGAAGGUUCUUAUACACGGCUUUCUUGACAAUGGAAGGUCACAAUGGGUCAUGCGUGCAAAAGAUGAGUUAUUAAAAAAGGGGGACUUUAACGUUAUCACCGUAGACUGGGGUACGGGGGCAAAGUGGCCUUAUGAACAAGCAGCAGGCAAUGGGUACUUGGUUGCAGCCGAGGUGGCGUCCCUCUUUUCGUACCUUCACGAUCAUGCCCAUAUUAAUUUUGCUGAUGUCCACAUCAUUGGUCAUAGUCUUGGUGCCCAGAUUGCUGGCUUAGCUGGUCAAAGAAUCAAUAAAAUUGGGCGAAUCACAGGUCUUGAUCCUGCGGACCCUCUGUAUUCUGGCAAACCUAUGGACCGCCAUCUUGACCCAAAUGAUGCAACUUUUGUCGAUGUCAUCCAUACCGAUUCUUCAAAUUUUGCAUACACACAAGGAUUUGGGACACACGAUAUUGAAGGAGACGUCGACUUUUUCCCCAACGGCGGUGAACAUCAACCAGGCUGCCCCGAAGAUCCGGGUCACAAUGCUCUGUAUACCCUGCUCCAUGGUGGUUUAGGAUCUCUCACCCAUUCGAUAUCAUGCAGUCAUAGUAGGGCAACCGAGUACUUCAUCGAAUCCAUCAAAUCACACUGCAAGUUCUUUGCACACAAAUGUUCAAACAUAACGAACUUUGAUGAAGGCAAGUGUAUGGGGUGUCCUGACGGAGGCUGUGCUGUGAUGGGAUACGAUGCAGACGACACUUCACUUCGUGGCGCCUUUUAUUUGAGCACCUCCACUCAAGCACCUUAUUGUGGUUACGAAUAUUAUGUAGAAAUAGUAAUUUCUCAUUCGAUGCAUGGUCAUUCUUAUGGAGAGUUCUUUGUGAGACUACAAGGAACGAAAGGAGAAAGCGAGGAACUGAAAUUCUCAAGGAAAAUGCAGUACUACAUAACCGACUCGGCAGAGAGACACGUACUUGUCACACAUACAGAUAUUGGUAAUGUCACCGGUAUCAAGGUCAAAUUCGUACGUGGAGACGGUGUCAAGGCCACUGGCUCCCAACAUGAAGUGAUAGUACGAUACGUUACCGUGGAACCGACGGAAAAUGCAGACGGCAAAGUCAAGUUAUGUGGACAUGAUGCCCAUAUACAUGAAAACCACGUGGCAGCCCUGCACUCCACCUCAGGUUGCUAGGAACCUCAAUGACAGACAUUUACAAUGGGUGAUUGGAUG